Plutella xylostella (diamondback moth) is the source of this 890-nucleotide messenger RNA. RefSeq names its product ribosomal RNA processing protein 36 homolog. Gene Ontology annotation, biological process: maturation of SSU-rRNA from tricistronic rRNA transcript (SSU-rRNA, 5.8S rRNA, LSU-rRNA). The record is from RefSeq and is a predicted model, not a curated record. Gene Ontology annotation, cellular component: 90S preribosome; nucleolus. NCBI's taxonomy places the organism in Eukaryota, Metazoa, Arthropoda, Insecta, Lepidoptera, Plutellidae.
CAACUAACCUUAAAAAAACAGAGAAGUAGAUAGAGGUUAUAAAAGUAAGAAUCUGAAAAAUCGAAUUCCCUAUCCUUCAUAGCUUAUUUAAAUCAAUCAUUAUGAGUAGCAGUGAUGAUGAUGGUAGUGAAGAAAAUGCCCCUAUCAGAGAGGAAAUGGACGACGGCGAACGUACUGCAAUUCGAGCCGAGCUAUCAACAUUAUCCUUUGAAGAGCUUCAGAAGCUCAAAGAAAAGAUAGGAGCGAAAGUUUACAAAGAAGCUCUAUUUGGAUCCAACAAAAAGGAAAAAGAUGAGAAACCUAAAGUUUUUAAAAGAGAAAACAAGAAUAGACCACGGGAGAUGAGUUCCAAAAAACCAGUGUCUAUGAUCCGAGAGGUUCCAACUAAAAUAGUGCACAAAAAAGAAGUAAGAGAUCCUAGAUUUGAUUCCCUCUGUGGAGAGUUUGACAAGAAACAGUUUUCACAAGACUACAGCUUCCUGUCUGAUCUUCGGCUCAAUGAUAUUAAAUCAAUCCGAGCUGAAUUAAAACAAACUGAUGAUCCGGAGAGAGAAAUAAAGCUCCGGCGACUACUGCAGAGGCUGACGGAGCAGCAUCGAGCCACUAAGAGAGGCAAAAUGGAGAUAGAGAAGAAGAAACUAGAGAAAGACUUUGUUGAGAAAGAGUUUAAGGAGGGAAAACAGCCGUACUUUAAGAAUAAAACUGAACAAAAAGUAGAAGCCCUUGUGAAGCAAUACGAGGAGCUGAAGAAGGAGGGCGCCGGCCGCGUGCAGCGCCACCUCAAGAGACGGCAGCAGAAGGUCAAGAAGAAGACCGUCAGACCACCAGCCAGUGUCAGUUGAAGCACUGUUUAGGUUUAAAUUAGUUCUUAAUUAAAGUUUUUAUCAUUA